AUGGAUUCCCACGACACUUCGAAAAAAGUUUUUGAAGAAAGCCAAAGCCCUACGGCUUCAGGCUCGAGUUCAACACCAGCUCAACCUUCUUCUCCAACCCCUUCUAACGCAUCUACGGGCAGCACCAAGAAAGAUAAAGAUGCAUCUACCGCUAGUACACCAGCGAGCAGCAACGGAUCAACCGGUGGAAAGUCAUCAAAAAAUGUACCUAGUUCUACUCCUGCAAUAAACAUUUUUUCAAAUGAUGGAAGUUUUCUGGAUCGUUUUAAAAAAAUGAAAGCUGAGGAAGAUGAGAAGAAAAAACAGCUUGGGGCUUUGGAAAG
This is a messenger RNA of Racocetra fulgida, 323 nucleotides long. Lineage: Eukaryota; Fungi; Glomeromycota; Glomeromycetes; Diversisporales; Gigasporaceae. The record is from the annotation of a GenBank genome assembly.